Molecule: messenger RNA, 10252 nt
Organism: Mirounga angustirostris (Northern elephant seal)
Lineage: Eukaryota; Metazoa; Chordata; Mammalia; Carnivora; Phocidae
Product: Golgi SNAP receptor complex member 2-like
Exons: 5
Coding region: 9461-10252 (263 amino acids)
Biological process (GO): intra-Golgi vesicle-mediated transport; vesicle fusion
Cellular component (GO): late endosome membrane; Golgi apparatus; SNARE complex
Molecular function (GO): SNAP receptor activity; SNARE binding
Source: RefSeq, a predicted model, not a curated record
UGUCUUGCAGCCUAAGCUCUGAUAGCUGCCUACUCCAAGAGAAUGGCGGCAAGAGUCCAGACCAUUCUGAGGAGCCCGUGUCCUACGACUCAGACCUGGGGACAGCAAAUGCUGAGGAUUCAGACCCGUCUCUGCAAGAGUGAGUGCUCCUCCCCCACUCUUCCCCCACUCUCUUCCUGCCUGCCUCCUUCUCUUCCUCUUCCGAGUCUCCCUUCCUAUAGCAUGUGAUUGCCUGUCAUUGAGCACUGACCUCUCUAAGGGCAUAAAGAGAGACAAAGGGGACGUCGGCUGUCUUCCUCAGGGACUGGAGGCCACAUGGGGCUGUGAGGAGGAUGGAUUUAGGUAGGGCUCAGAGCUGGGCCAGGCUCCAUCCAGUGCUGCCCCUGGGUGAACUUCCGCAAGUUACCUCAUUUCUCUGAGGCACAUUGUAAAAUAUUAUUGCCUCUAGAGGGAAGGAAACUAACAGUUCAGGGUGAUAUUUACAAUUCCAAACAAUGCAAUGAAGCAGAACGGAUAAGGGUGCUCCUCUGUGACCUCCCAGAAGGCCUCGGAAGGACACAGACCCUGAACAGUGACUGGAGGAUAUGGCAGACAAAAGGGGCCAACAGGUGGGUGGAGGAAGAGUCCAUGGAACAAAGAACUUGACUGGAGGAGGGAGCCUGGACAGAGCCUUCUCUUUAAAAAAAUUUUUUUAAUUUGAAUAUAGUUGAGACACAAUGUUCUACUAGGCUCAGGUGUACAACAUAGCGAUUCACCAUGUCUGGGUUAUGCCAUGCUCACCACAAGCAGAGCCUUCUUUAUCCAGGCUUUUUAACAGUAAUUUUUGAAUAGAUGAUCUCUUUUUAUGGUUAGAGAAAGGCUAAAAUGCAUACGGUGAAAAGCCUUUCACACCUCUGUCACCACAGUUAUUAAUUCCUUAGAUUUUCUUCUGACGUUUCUAAAUGCAUCUAACAAAUAUGAAUAUACAGAUUUUUUAAAUGUUUUUUUUUCUUGUCCCUGCCCCCUUUCCCACAAAAGCUAUUUUAAAUACACUGUUUGACAUCUUGUUUUGGAAGAGAUCAUAUCAGAGUUUUUGUUUUGGAGUGUCCUAUCAGAGCUUCUUUAUUAUUUUUUUUUAAUUGCCUGUUUUUCCAUCGCUGGUUAGUUUAUUUAACCAGCCCUGUAUUUAAUGGGCAUUGGAGUUCACAUUUUUAGAAAUAACUUUGUGUAUGUGGUCUUUUAAGUCUAUGCAAGUAACUCUGUUCAGUCAAUUCCCAGAAACAGAAUUGCUGAGCCAAAGGAUACAUUAAUGUGUGGUUUUCACAGAUACUGCCUGGUUACCCUCUGUCAGGGAUGGGCCUUUGUCCUCUCAGCCUUGUCAGCAGAACGUAUUAUCAAACUUUUGGAUAUUUUCUCCUCUAAUAGGUAGAAAAUGGUAAAUUUUAUUAAGUACUUCCUUCAGCCAUGCUCCCGCAGCCUGUGUUUAGGAUCUUCUUAUCUACUCCUGGGUGCUCCCCACCCUCUUGGUUCAGGCCUUUACAGGGUUCCCAGCUGGUGUAGGAAUAACACCGGAUUGGGUGCUGGUGUGGACUGGCUUGCAGUGGAUCUAGUUUCAAGUCCUGUUCUACCACUUACAAGUUCAGUAACGGCUGCCAAACUGCUGACUCUUUGAAGUUGUUUCUUCAUCUUUAAAAUGGGGACUCCCGCGGGACGCCUGGGUGGCUCAGUCGUUAAGCUUCUGCCUUCGGCUCAGGUAAUGAUCCCAGGGUCCUGGGAUCAAGUCCCUCACUGGGCUCCUUGCUCAGCGGGGAGCCUGCUUCUCCCUCUGCCUGCAGCUCCCCCUGCUUGUGCUCUUGCUCGCUCGCUCUCUCUCUCUCUCUGACAAAUAAAUAAAUCUUAAAAUGGAGACUCCCUCAUAUGGCUGUCUGCGAAUCAGAUCAGAUGCCUGGGAGUGAGCUGCACACAUAACAGCGUCUGGUAGACCCCUGAAGUGGCUUCUGAGCACUGAGCACAUUAGCUAGAACUUUCAAAUGUCAAACGGAAGAAUUUAGAUAGAACAUGCUGGAAAGGAGCAAUCCCCACCUAUCCACUGGGCGGGUGGCGUGACUUGGGUUCGUUCACCUAUCUGAGCCCUUCGUUCGCUCCCUCCUCCCACAGGCCAGCCAUGUGUCUUUGUCAUGUGUCUUGCUUUUAUAUUUCAUGAGUCUUGUGAUUGGAAAAUGUCCAGCUUCAGGUCAUUGAAUCAGUGACCGUCCACCCUGUGUGGGAAGUGUUGUCCUGGGCGUUAUGGGAGAACUCGAGGGAAGAGGGUCAGGACGUACAGACCAGCACUGGGCAGUGGUGUGAGGACCAGCACCCACUGGGAGCACACAGAUGCACAAAGACACCCCAGCACCAGCUCUUCUUAGGGGGUAUGUCUUAAGAGUAAAGAUUCUCAUCAAUGUUUAAGAGUUCCCUUAUUUUUAUUGUAUUACUUAAAUAUUUGUAACUUAAAAUUAGGCAUAAAUAACAUGGGUUUAUAACUCCUACAACUGUAAAAUCAAAACAUUGAGAGAUUAAACAGAAAGUACAAAAGACAUAACAUUCCAAGUGAAAUGUAUUAAUUUAAUCUUUUCCAGAAACCAAAUUGCAGUUUGCUUUGUGAACAGAGGUUUGAUGCCCUGAAUAGCUUCUUUUGUGUUGGUUGGGUCUGAAUUACAGUGAUCACUGAGAAGCACGACUACAGUCUAGUGGUUAGGAAUGUGGAGUCAGGAGCCAGACCGCUGGAGUCUUCCAUUAACCAGCUUCGCGACCUUGGGCAAGUUAUUCAACCUUUCUGACCUUGAUGUCCUCAUCUGCAAAAUGGGGUUAAGAAUGCUAGGAAGAAUUAAUGAGUUGAGGCAUGUGAAGUGCUUAGAGCAGUGCUAGACACAGGGUGAGUGCUCGGUAGGUGGUGUCAUUGUCAUUUUACUACUGGUGUCCCUGUGAUGUCAGUUCUCCCACGACUUGUCUCGAUACACACAGCUGCAAAACCGUGGUUAGUGAUAUUUGUCAAAUGUCAUUGUCAUAAGGCCUUCUCUUGGAGGAAGUGAUUCUUCACAUAUGCAGCCCUCCUCCGUGCUUUUAAUAGUGUCCCCUGACUGCCAGACGGUGCCAUGGACCACCACAUGCCAGUCCACAUGCUCAGGAGAAGCGCAGGCUCAGAAUCUCUUGGCAGGGUACUUUAUGAGGUGGUCGUCCAGAUCCUCCGGCCCAUGCUAUUUGUUUAUGACCUGUACCUCUACGUACACAUAUAUAUGUAUGUAUAUAAUACAUCUUUUUUUUUCCGGUGUCUUCUAAAUGAAAGCACAAAGAUCUAGAAUUUUUGAAUAGACAGUUUUUGAAAAACAGUGCCCUGAGCUGGACAGAACAAAAGUGGACAGACUGGAAUGGUUUCAGUCCAAUGUUGCAUUUUCUUCAAAGGUUUUGAAAGUUUUCUUUUCCCUUUCCUUGAAAAUCUCAUCUCUUAAAAAAAAAAAAAAAUCUCUAGCACUUUUCUGCACUUGAUGUAUAUGUCUUUCUUACCCUCUUUGGGUCCUGAUGGCCAGCACUGAUUCUGGUGAGGCUCUGUGAACUGUAUUUCACCUUUACCUUGGCGUUGAUUUGGCAGAAGCUCUGUUUUAUCACACAUGCUUCUUGCUGUUGGGUGGCAUUUCUUUAUUCCAACACCCAGUCUACUCUGUCAUUAAAAUUUGUCUUACAGAUUAGGAUUCAUUGAUAAUUGAUAACUGUUUUGGUAAUGCUAGUGAAUAUAAUUCUCCUUUCCUUACAUUUUUAUAUUCGGGUCCAUGGAGGCUAAGCAGUCUUACCAGUGAUGGUAAGAACAGGCACGGUAACAAAUGGAGGUUAAAGUUUAUUGAGUACUUGUUUUGUGCUAGACACACUAGCAAGCAUUUUACCUAUGUUAUCUCACAUAGCCUUUAACACAGUCCUAACAGGUGGGUGCUGUUACCAUGCAUGUUUUACAGGGAAGGGAAUGAAGUCUGUGAACUUUAGGAACAUAUUGUGGGGCCCGGCAGUGGGGUUUUUGCCCUGGAAGGUGGCUGUUAGGAUCACCCUGGGACAGCGGUGAGUUCAGCUGUGGACCCCUGUGGAGAUGUGGCUCCUGCCUGGGUCCCUCUGGAGGAACCGUAGUGGAAGCUGACAGGGCUGGGGGCAGGGCAGGUGGCAAGUGAAGUUUCUAGCCCCAUCCUGACAAUGAGUGCCUCCUUAAAUUCUGUGCCCUUGCUACCUGGCUUACCUUAUCCUGGACCUGAACCUGAAGCCCCAUUCAUCUGCAAUGGAAAGCCUGCCUUGAUCGCUCUCAGACGCCAUUCUGAGACUCUGUGGACCCAAAGGAACCCAGAGGAGCCCAUAUGGCCAGGCUCUGCGUUCCGGAGAACUGAGAACCCAAUUUAUGCAUCAGCAUGUGCCAGUCCUGGGGGGCCUGUCCGGGUGGGACAACUUGAGGGGAGAAGUACUAUUCAAGUCAGCUCCCUGCCCUCAAGAGCCAGCAACCUCAGAGGGAGGCCAAGGGCAAAUACUCCAGACCAGGGCUGCCCACAUAGAAACAUAGCAGAAGCGACGAAUGUGAGCCACAUAUUCCGUUUUAAGUCUCUAGAAGUCAUAGUAACAAAGGAAGAAGAAACAGGUGAAAUUCAUUUUAAGAACAUUAUCGUUUCACUGUGAAUCAGUGUUAAAAGGUACUUAUAUAUUUUAUGUAUUUUUGUACUAAGUUGGUGAAAGCCGGUGCAUAUCUUAUACUUACAGGACACAUUGAUUUGCAUUAACUGCACUUCAGGUGCUCUGUGGCCACGUGUGGCUAGCAGCUUGUGACAGCGCAUGGAGCUUGGACUGUGGGGGCAGCACUUUCAUUUCUUUUUUUUUUUUAGAUUUUAUUUAUUUAUUUGAGAGAGAGAGAGACAGAGAGCACGAGUAGGGAGGAGAGGGAGAAGCAGACUCCCCACUGAGCAGGGAGCCCAAUGUGGGGCUCAAUCCCAGGACCCUGGGAUCAUGACCUGAGUCGAAGCCUAACCAACUGAGCCACCCAGGCGUCCCGACAGCACCUUCAUUUCAAGGGGAGAAAACAACCAGAUAGGAUGUACCAAGGUAUGGCAGGUUAGAGGCCUUAGAGAGGGGCCUAGAGACUCCUUCUUAGAGACUUUUCAGUCUGGAUCAGCCUGCUUCACUUCUUGGCAUGUUGAAGACAAGGCUUCAGGGAUGGUUCCUGAGCUCUGGUUCCCAGACCUGCACUUCUAGAAGCCCUGACUACAGGGCCUUGUCAUGUGUGUGUCACCCAGAGGUAGGGAGGUAAGCCCUGGACUGGAAUCAAAACAUGCAGAUUCCAACCCCAGCUAGGCUUUGAACUCUGGGUGAUAUGCGUAGGUCACAUCCCCUCUUAAGGACUCAGCUCCUCUGAUGGUAAAUGAGCAGGUUGAUUGGUUAUCAGUUCACUGGUUAUCAAGGGCAUGGGAGGAAAUUUCUGCAUGCCUCCUGCUUCCCACUCCACACCUAAAACCCAGAAGACUCAGUGAAGGGCAGAGAUGAAAGGGGAUGGCACAGGGGUUCCUACAUGCUUGGGGCAAGCCCAUGGGGCUGUAGAAUAGAGGACUUCUAGAUUGGCACCCUUUGCCAGGUCCCACUAAGUUGUCACCUGCUAAACACCAACCCCCAACACACACACACUGGCCUGCUACAGCUCUAGUCAAUUCAUGGAUGUAUGUUGAGCCCUCAUGUGAGCCAGAUCCUCAAAGUACUGCUGCUCAAGGGGCACAUGUUGGGGUAAGGCACUGUCUCCUGACAUGCAGAUGGAGUGAUUGCUGAGGACAUUCCCUUAAGCCCACUGCCUCUCUAGCCUAGAUUAGUUGAGCAGAUUGAUUGGAAGACACUAGCAGGUCUUUGUCCUCAAGAAGCUUAUGAUCUAACCUGGAGACAUAUUAUCCAUGGAAAGCCAACACUCCCAGGAGGUGAAUGCUAAGGCACAGAGAAAGAUGAAGACAAGAGGGUAGAGAGGCUGCUACAGGAUGGGCGGUCAGGAAGUCGGCUGGAGGAGGGGUUGGGAUCUGAGCCAGUUUGGAAAAGGGAUAGAUCACUUUAAGGAGCCACAGGCCCACAGGUAUCAGAGGAUGAGAACACACAGUGUGUUUGGACACCCCAAGUGGGAUCUGUGACUCAAGCCCAUGGUCAGGCAAGGAAGCAGAGGCUCUGGGUUUGGGAGCUGGAGAUGGGCCAGACCAGGAAAGGUGAGUUCCAGGCCAAGGAAAUAGUAGCAGGGAGACACCGAUGGUCCCCGAGCAGAAGACGUGCAUAAGGUAGUAUUUUAGGCAGGUGGAUCUGAAAGCGAUAUGCCUGGAGAGGCAGGUGGGCGGUGGAGAGAAAACUGGAGGCAAGAAAUUUACUCAGGAGGUCUCGCAACAGUCACUGUGAAAAUAAUGAACCCUCGAAUCUCAUGCAAAACCCUUCGUUUCCCUUCUCAUUAAUCCUCCUUCAACUCGGUAAAGUACACAGAGUGGGUAUUAUUGUCGCCGUCUAACAGAGAAGGAAGCGGAAGCUCAGAGGAAUGAAUUGAUUUGUCCAAAGAAUCAAGUUCAAAGGAAAAUCAAACUCAGGCUCUCUGUAUCCAAUACUGAAGUCUUCCUACUAUCCUGUGCCUCCAUGGUCCAGGAAAAUGCGAACCCAAAAGGAGGAGAUCGAGAGGACCAAGGAAGGCUCUUGGGAUGGGUAAAGUAUGUUCAGAGGAAAGCGGAACUCAGUUGAGCCACGCAUCCCUCAGAAGUUGCCACACUUACCUAUCGACCAGGUACACCUACUCCAGCUGAAGUUGCCAUGCCCUGGCUGCUGGCUAGUGAGGACUGAGCGCAGGCCACCCACUGGGUCACUUUGGGCACUUAAACUCCCUGAGGCUUGGUUUUCUCAUCUGUAAUUUAAUGUACCUGCCCACAAGGGGCUUGUAAGGAAUGAAUGAGAUCAUUAGAGUCCAGAGGGCAAUCUCUCAGUUCCUCAAGUCUGAAUUAAGCCAAUCUAUUGCUCCAUGUGCUGACACACAGACCUCCUUGUCCCCCGCGAUGAACCAGGCGACCACCACCCUCCCCCCUACAACAACUCCCAACCUCAUGCUGCCUCUGCCUUCCUCAGACCUCCUCUCCUCCCUAGGACACCCGCAGCACAUACAGCCUGCUCCAUGUGACCCCAAAGAGCCGAGGACCAGAAGGCGUUUCUCUAGUCUGGCAGAGGGCCUCCUAAAAACUGUGCUGAUCCCCACAAAUGCCUAAUGACCCUGGGAAUCACUUAGCAAGAGGAAAAGCCAGACCUUUGCCCUGGCUCUGUUCACAGGUGAUGGGGUUAAUCGGGAAUUCUCUUUUCCUUGCUCAGGGCUGUCGGUGGGGGUCUAGCUCCCCGAUGACCUGGGGACACAUUAGCAAUGAUAAGUGGGGCUUUCCAGCCCCUUUUAUCCUGUUUACAAUACAUUGGCUCUCCUUGGACAAAACCCUGCUUCCCCCACCUUGCUCCUGGCUGUUAUGUGCUACAUGAGACAAUUUGCUGAUGGACUGUCCAUGGAGGGCAGCUUCCUUGGACCCCCCUCCCCACCUCCCACAGCACCCGGGGCAACAUCCCCUCCACCUGGUGGGUCCUGGAAGGAGCCACAGAUGCUUGUUUUUCUUAGCUCAUUGCAGCCUCUGAAUUCAGAAAUGCCAUCCCCUCUGUCUGCUCAGCUUUAAUCGAAGGGGUUGGGGAGCAAACCCAGAGGCGGUGAGAUUAUGUUUCUCUGGCUUUGGAGAAUGACUAGGGUUUUGUUGCUGUCCAAAGCAGAAGCCAUCAGAGGUGUCUUAACUUCUCUAUGGCAAGGCCCUCUUUGGGUUGAACGGCAGGAUGAACCAACAGCCCCUCGGGGGGCAGUGUGUGGUUGCAGCCUGGACCUAGCUCCCCUACCCACCGUCAGCUUGGGCAAGCAAGCUCAUUUCUGUGAGGCUCAGGAUGUGUGUCUAGAAAACCGGGGUGGCGAUGCUGGUCCUGUCCCCUAACCAGGUACUUACAAGCACAGAAUGAGAACCUGUUGAGAAAGUACUUGAGAAGGAGGCAUUUUGUUUAACACUCUGCACUGGUUGCAAGUGAUGAGGCUUUCAGCAAGAAUGGCCCCUCUGGGGGCGCCUGGGUGGCUCAGUCGUUAAGCGUCUGCCUUCAGCUCAGGUCAUGAUCUCAGGGUCCUGGGAUUGAGUCCCGCGUCAGAUUCCUUGCUCAGCGGGGAGUCUACUUCUCCCUCUCCCUCUACUGUUUCCCCCACUUGUUUCUCUAGCCCUCUCUCCGUGUGUGAAAUAAAUAAAUAAAAUCUUUUUUUUUUUUAAAUAAAUAAAAUCUUUAAAAAAAGAUGGCUCCUGUGAUGCAGGCCGUUUCUAAUUGCCCAAAAGUCGACCCUCAAAUAAUUCUGGGCUUCCGAAAUGGCAGGCAGGUAGAAUACUGAGGAGAACAAGUUGAUUAAAACAGAGUCCAUUGCAAGGCAACAGAUAUUCAGCAAGCACAUAACUAAUACCAGUCACUGAGCUGGAUGCUGGGAAGGCGCAGCGGAGAAAGCCCCAUCUCCCGCCCUCAGGCUGGUGGACACAGAACUGGGACACCUGUGACAAGUGCGAAGUAGGAGCACCAGGUGCCAGAGCGGCACGGGGGAGGGGUUUCCCUCCAGCCUGGGUGUCAGGGGUGCUCCCCAAGGGAGGUGAAACCAGAGCUGAGACCUGAAUGAGUGGGAGUUAAUCGGGCCUGAGGCAGAGGGAAGGAUGUCUGAAGCACAGGGAAUAGUGCAUGCAAAGGCAAGAGGACACCAAAGCCGUUGUGAGAACAGCUGCAAUCAUGUUAGUGAGGAUGGAGGGAAUGGCCAGGGAUGUGGUCAGUAAAGAAGGCUCUGCCUGCCAAGAUAAGAAUUUUUUACCGGGUUCUGUAGGCACCAGGGAGCUAUCAAAAAUCCCAGUGUAACUAUGACAGCAAAUCUCUGUGUUAGAAGGAUCGCUUGGGCAUCAUUCAAGAAGAUGAUUGAAAAGGGGAGGGAGUGGUUGAGGAAUGAUGGGACCUCUCGACGGGCUCUCAUAGUCCGGUAGGGGAAUUGAGCUGGUAUGCUGGUGUGUGGCACAGAUGGGAUGGACAGUAGGGGCAAGGGGGCUCAGAAGGAAACAGGACUAGGAGAUGCGCCGGGAGCGGGGGGCAGAGACCAGGGUGGGGAGUAUAGGGAGCACUGACAGUUUAGGAGAAGGAACCGAACGAGGCAGCCAGAGACACACAACAGAUUAAUUUGGUUUCAGAGACAAGAAUUAAGUUCCAUCAAAUUGGACAGGUCAAAAAUACUCUUCAGAGGUUUCAAGUUUAGCACACCACAAAGGGAACACACAGGUUGAUCCCGAGUUGGUGUGCCAAAUCCUGGAACCAUAGAACGGUGUGGCACCUCUUGAAGCUUAAAUAAAAGGAGAGAGCAUGAAGGCAUCGUAUUGAUUUUCCUGAAAUGUUGCUUGACUCCAUUAGCCAAGGCUCAAAGCCCUGCAGACGUUCCCCAUGCAUCUGUCCUGUCAGCAUCCCAGCGUCAUCUUUCUCUACUGCAGCGACCCUCUGCUCUGGCCCAGAGGAACCACACAGACUGCCCGGGACUCCCUCCACCUUGCCAAGUUUACCUCCCGGCUUGCCAGGAAUGCCCUGCGCCUGCCUCUCCAUACGUCUUAAUCUUUCCUGUUACUUCAAGGUCCAGCUGAAAUCUCAUCCCUUCUGGAAAGCCUUCUUUCAUCAUCCACAUUCAAAGGCAGGUCCACGAGAUCCAGUCUCACAUGGGACGCCUGGAGACGGCAGACAAGCAGUCUCUGCACUGCGUGUUGACCAGUUGAAGUAUGACGUCCAGCACCUGCAGACCGCUCUCCGAAACUUCCAGCAUCGGCGGUACACAAGGGAACAGCAGGAGAGACAGCGAGAGGAGCUUCUGUCUCGCACGUUCACCACUAACGACUCUGAUACCACCAUCCCAAUGGAUGACUCGCUGCAGUUCAACUCCUCCCUCCAGAAAAUUCACCACAACAGGGAUGACCUCAUUGGAGGAGUGCACAGUAUUCUGGAGGGACUGAGGGCCCAGAGACUGACCUUGAAGGGGACUCAGAAGAAGAUCCUCGACAUUGCCAACAUGCUGGGCUUGUCCAACACCAUGAUGCGGCUCGUUGAGAAGCGGGCUUUCCAGGACAAGUACUUUGUGAUCGGUGGGAUGCUGCUUACCUGUGUGGUCAUGUUCCUCGUGGUGCAGUACCUGACGUGA